Molecule: messenger RNA, 2447 nt
Organism: Cryptococcus amylolentus CBS 6039
Lineage: Eukaryota; Fungi; Basidiomycota; Tremellomycetes; Tremellales; Cryptococcaceae
Exons: 8
Coding region: 311-2173 (620 amino acids)
Source: RefSeq, a predicted model, not a curated record
CCCAUAGCCAGGGUCAACCCCUCCCACCCACCUCCAGAGUCAGACCGACAUACAACAUACACACGGCUUACCAACAUCCUUCUUCCGGCCUUUGCUCCUUUGUCGGCCCCGAGCCCUGCGCACUGGUCUGCUAUCUUUUCGGCAUCUAUAUCGAAAAUCAUCAAAUCGACUGGUCAUUUGCGACUCUCACUCUCUGAAGAGUCACCUAUCCAUCUCCCGACGAUUAGAAAGCUUCAAGGUUCAAAGGGUCCAUCCCGCCAAGAAGCCGCCUUGCUUAUUCACCGCCUUCGCUGUCUACUGCGCUUGCACCAUGUUCCCGGGCACUUUCAAGAUACAACUGUACGGCCUGCUGCUAGCCUCUCUAGCUUUGAGAUGUGCGGCGUAUAUCCCGGCGGUAGCGAUCAACGAUACAGACGGCCUGAAUUUGACAGAUUCAUCCACUAUCGAUAUCGCAUGGACGGACCCUUCGGGCGUGUACAGCGGUCAAGUGUCAUUCCAACUCCAAGCAGACGUCCUCACAGGCGGCACCACCUCCGGCGCGCUCGUGCAUUUCGCAGAAUCCACAAUGGGCAGCAACGUGUCAACUACGACGCCGUGGAUUGCGUUCAUCAGCUGUGAUAGGAAUGAGAGUGUUGCUAGUGAUGAGUGGGAUGUAUUUACGUUGGCAAGAGAUAGAGGCGCCGUAUCAGCCCUACUAUACACGAUCAACUCAAAAUCAUGUCUAUUGAACACCGAGUAUAUAACCGAUUUCGAAAAGCCGCUAGACGUGUUUGCUACGAGGACGGUGCAAGUCGCUAGAGUCAUCAACAACCAAUUCGUCCACACCAACGACUCUUUUCAAAACUUUAACAGUACCCUCUUGAACGACUCCGCAACAGACGUCAACAACUCCCUCUCCGGCAACUCCGCCUCCUCAAAAACAUACCUAACAGCCACCCUCACCGCCCGAAACUCCACCGGCCAAGCCACCUCAUCCUCCAUCCCCAACUCCCCUUCUUCCACCUCAAGCUCGUCGUCGGGGGGCAAAAAAAAGACAUCAGCAGGCAUGAUCGUGCUCUACGCUAUAACGGGGGUGGUGGCGAGUAUGUUUUUGAUGAUGCUCGUCAUGGGGGCGAGGCGGGCUUUGAGGCAGGGGAGGCGGGGCGGGCCUGUCGGUGAGGGUUGGGGGGAGGGAGGUGAAACGGGAGGGGGAGGGCAAGGGAAGGCUGCAGGGCUGGCGCAGGCGAUUUUGGAUACGUUUCCUGUUAUCCAGUUUCAUCGUGCUGGCGGCGGCGGCGGAGGCGCUGGAGGCAGGGAAGAAGGCGCAGGAGGCGGAGAAGGGAGAGGGAGGAAAAAGGUGGAUGAUGAAGAGUCGUUGGCUAUGACCCAGGUGGAUAGAGACGAUUCGAAAGUCGGAGUCGUCGCGGAACAGUAUCACCAUCCCCCGGCAGAAUCGAGAAUCGAGCACGACAAUUCUCUCCACACUACCGACAAUAUAUCCCUCUCCACUCUUCCGAUCCCGAUAGCAGCCUCAUCAAGCACCACAGGUUUCCAAACAACGCACGAAACUUCUACCUCUACCUCCAUCUUGGACUCCCCGUCGGCGUUGGCGGUAGGAGAGGGAAAGGGCGAAACGGGUGGAAAGGGUGAAAAGGAGGAGGAAGAGCAGCACUGCCCGAUCUGCCUGGUGGAGUUUGAAGAUGGCGAUGAUCUGCGGGUCUUACCGUGUGAGAGGACGCAUAUGUAUCAUAGGGGGUGUAUUGAUCCUUGGCUGUUGCGAGUAUCAGCGAGCUGUCCGCUAUGUCGAAAAGAUUUCAACCACCCCUCAUCGCCCUCCGGUACACCAACACCCACCACACCUUCUUUCCCCAUCUCCAACCCCAUCCCCACCCUUCCAGACUCGAUAUCAGGAGCAGGAGGCGAAGAACCACCGACGCAACACGGGUUCGCGCGAUAUCUCGCCUUCAUGCGUCGUUCUCGGCGGCCACGGCAAUAUUAUUCUUUGACUUCUUUCUUUGAGCAUCAGAGCGGGGUCGGAAGUGAAGGGAUGAGUCCACCGCUGGGGAGGACGCAGAGGCGAGAACGAGCGCGGGAGCGGGAGAGGACGGCCAGUGGGCUUAGUUUUAUGAGUAAUGGUGGGGUUGGACCGGGGAGGAGUAGGGAGGCGGACCAGAAUGGCCCGGGGGGGUAUUGAAAUACUUUGAUCUUUUCUACUCUUCUGCCUGGGCUGGCUGGGAGAAAGAGCCGAGAUUGGGUGGGCGGGUCUGGAUAUGGUUGUAUAUUAUGCUCUUUGCUUUUUCUUCUUGUGUUUGAGGUUGCUUUCCGUUUGACGAUUACGAUUUUACGUUCUAGCAUUCACUCAUAGGUAUCUAUUCUUUUCUUCAUCCAUGGCACGAUUUCUCUAGUUGAUCAAUACGGACUAUCUACAAUUGGCAUGAUAGUGGGUACAUGAACCACUGCACUCUCAA